AUGGAGGGUCAAAUACAACAAGAACCAAGCGAUCGACAUGAAGCUCUGGCAGCGGGUUGCAACGACUUUUUGACCAAGCUCGUCAGACUUCUUUCAGCUCGUCAGACUUCUUUCAUGGCCUUUGUACCACCUGAAUGGUGCGCAUCACUCGUCAUUCUUUUCUCCGCUACCAAAACACAAUUUGCCUUUCUCCAGCCUCAGCUCACUCAGGCCACCACGACGGCCAAAGAGAACCAUUUGCGACCACUGCCCCUGCUCAACAGAAACACCACAUUGGGCUUUUCCUAUAUUGCUUAUGGCUUUUCUUGA
Molecule: messenger RNA, 309 nt
Organism: Trichoderma gamsii
Lineage: Eukaryota; Fungi; Ascomycota; Sordariomycetes; Hypocreales; Hypocreaceae
Exons: 4
Coding region: 1-309 (102 amino acids)
Source: RefSeq, a predicted model, not a curated record